AUGCCGAUGCUGCUGGUCCAAGGACCACACUUGAGAACCACCGCCUUGGACGAUUUCUUCAUUCUUUUUAAAACAUUUAUUGAGUGCCUACUAAGUAUGGUGCUAUAUGCUGGAGCUAGGAAGAUGAAUAAAACCCAAAAUCACAGUAGGGAAAGGAGACUCAUCGCACCGUGUCGCAAAAAAGAUCUUCAAGUUGAGAACGGCCUAGUCACUGAAAUAGCUGAAGGUACAGCAAUGACUCUGAGAAAGCCCAAACGGAAGAGAGUGGAAGCUCCUCCCCAAAUACCAAGGCAUACAGUACCACAGCUACACACCCACUUUGCAACCCCUGCACUGAGGGACCAGCGCUUUUUAAGUUACCUGCCUCUCCCAACCUCAGAGUACACAGAGCGGGCGCUGAGGCUCGGCAAGUGUAGGAGCCCCCAACCGGUGACCGCCGCCUGGGCUCUGGGGACUGAGCAGGAGACUCCACGGCCGAGGGACGGACACGCAUCGGAGCCCGCGUUUCGGUCCCAAAGUUCGCCUCGAGCGCCUCCUGGACGCCCGCGCACCUCCGCCAGGGGCUCGGAGGUCCCCAGUUCUCUCGGACCGCGACCCAGGCGCUUCCUCGAGGGGGCCUGUCCGGGGAGCGCGGGACGCACGGCUGGCGUCUCCCGGUGCGCGGCCGCCGCUCCGUGUGAGGCGUCUCGCGUGCAGCCCGUGCCCUCCCCCGCCUGGAGGGCUCUUUCUGCGCCCGGACUUCUCAGCGCGCGCGCAAGACCCUCGCCCGGGACCUACCCGCUCCCGUCCCUUCAGACUCGACGCCGCAGCCCGGUCCCCUCAGCCCCACGGCCCCGCAGCCCCGGCCCUCCUCGGGCCCCGACCCUUCGGCGCUUCCCCGCCCUCCGGACUCCCCCUCGACCCGCGGCCCCGCCGCCCCCAGCGCCGCCCCGCACCCGGACACUGACCUGCGGCGGCACCCCGCUCCGGCGUCCCGGCGGCCGACCCGAGCGCCCCGGGCGGCGGCUUAGGCGCGGGCGCGGGCUCGGGCUCCGGCUCGGGCUCAGAGUGCGGUCGGCCCCGCCUGCCCGAGGCCGAGCCGGGCCGGGCCGGGGGAGGGCGCGGCGCGGCGCGGGGGCGGGCGCGGGGGCGGAGAGCACGCGGCGCGGGGCGCCAGCCGCCCGGCGCACAGUAGGGCCCCUGGCCGCGCAGGCUGCCUUGGCGCGCGCCCACUCGGCUCGGCCUCGUUCGUUCCUCACAACCACCGCUGGGAGGCGGCUCAGAAAUGGUCCCAUUUUACAGAGCGGGCGUUCGAACGCAGCUCAGAGAGGGACCCGUAGGGCCACGUCUGGGAAGAGCACGAAGUGCGGGUUCCGGAGCCCGCCUUCAUCCCCAGGCCGGUGUGUCUCACCCUUCGCACUGUGGUCUGCGAGGCUUCUUUCUUACAAGUUGUUAUUUUUAAUGACAUUCUUAAAAAAGAAGUUAAGUCAUUUUGAGGAUCACCGUUGGGCCGUUUAGCUGACGGCCCAGUGGUCCUGCACGCUUUCAGUGCCCCCCUUUUGCAUUUGUACUUCACGCCGGUGUCCAUUAGUCCUUUAAAGUGACAGAGUUUGGGUUUUAAUCAUUAAAAGCAUUUCUUAAACUCAU
Molecule: messenger RNA, 1626 nt
Organism: Felis catus (domestic cat)
Lineage: Eukaryota; Metazoa; Chordata; Mammalia; Carnivora; Felidae
Product: serine/arginine repetitive matrix protein 1-like
Exons: 4
Coding region: 1-1497 (498 amino acids)
Source: RefSeq, a predicted model, not a curated record